Macrosteles quadrilineatus (aster leafhopper) is the source of this 1471-nucleotide messenger RNA. RefSeq names its product venom serine carboxypeptidase-like. Gene Ontology annotation, molecular function: serine-type carboxypeptidase activity. Gene Ontology annotation, biological process: proteolysis. The record is from RefSeq and is a predicted model, not a curated record. The transcript has 2 exons. Bases 28 to 1446 code for a protein of 472 amino acids. Lineage: Eukaryota; Metazoa; Arthropoda; Insecta; Hemiptera; Cicadellidae.
UUCAAUUUCAAUCGUCCAAACAGUAAAAUGCUGCAGCAUAAUUGCUUUAUACCUAUCUCUAUCUUGUGUGUAUUAAUGAUUUUAAACUGUUGUCUUGGACUAUUCAAUCCGUAUCCUAAAAUUCAAGAUCACAAUAUCCAAAGUGGAGGUGAUGAUCCAGGAGAGCCCUUAAUCUUGACGGAUUAUAUAAAGGCAGGUAAAAUUAAAGAAGCUCGUGAUGCAUGCAAAAUGACACCGAUGAAAAGCAAUAUCUCUAGUUAUGCAGGUUUUUUUACUGUUGAUUCUAGAUUUAAUUCAAAUAUGUUUUUCUGGUUUUUUCCUGCUUACCAAAAUAACGCUUCUGCCCCGGUUAUUCUUUGGCUUCAAGGUGGUGCAGGCGCAACAUCACUGUACGGAUUGUUUGCCGAACAUGGGCCAUUUUCUAUUAAAAAGAAGCACGGACUCAAGUUACGUGAGUAUACUUGGACUCAUGAUCAUAAUGUUAUCUAUAUUGAUAAUCCAGUGGGCACUGGGUUCAGUUUUACAAAUGACAAUGGCUAUGUUAGAAACGAGACUCAAGUUGGUCAGCAUCUGUACGUAGCUUUGUAUCAGUUUUUUCAAGUUUUCCCAGAGUACAAAAAUAAUGAUUUUUUCGUCACAGGGGAAUCUUAUGCCGGUAAGUAUGUACCUGCCGUAUGUGACACAAUCCACACCAUGAACAAAAGAACAAUCAAUAAAAUAAAUCUAAAAGGAUUGGCUAUUGGCAAUGGUUUUUGUGAUCCCGAACACAUGAUGCAGUAUGGCAACCGUUUGUAUCAGAUCGGAUUGCUUGAUAGCAAUGGCAGAGAUUUUUUUCUUAAAAAAGAACAAGAUAUCGUAAAAAGUAUCCAGCAAAAGAAUUGGGAAUCCGCCUUUAAUCAAUAUGAUGCCUUGUUAAUGGGCGAUCUAACCAAUGGAACUUCUAUUUUCAAAACUUUAACAGGUUUUUCAUUUUAUUUCAACUUUCUGUACAACCAAGACUACAGCACUUACGGAGAUAUGGGACGAUUUCUCUCUCUUGUAAAUAUCAGAAAAAACCUCCAUGUUGGGAAUGCCAAAUUUAAUGUCCAAUCUGUCGAUGUUGAAAAAAAUCUUAUUGAAGAUUUCAUGCAAUCUGCAAAACCGACAAUUGAAAAACUUCUGAAUGCUGAUUACCGGGUACUUCUAUACAAUGGACAGCUGGAUAUAAUUGUUGCUUUUCCUUUGACUGAAAGUUUUGUGGACGCUCUGAACUGGAAUGGUGCCCAGGAUUAUAGAGUUGCUCCAAGAAAACCAUGGUUUGUUGGAAAUGAACUCGCUGGUUAUUCGAGAGUAGCAAAGAAUUUGAAUGUGCUUUUGGUUAGAAAUGCUGGUCAUAUGGUACCAAUGGACCAACCAAAGUGGAGUGUGGAUUUUAUCACCAGAUUCACCAGGGGCAAACCUUUUUAAGUAAGUUCCAUUUGUUAUGUUUUCA